ACGGUUUAUCACAUGAUGAGAAAUUAACUCUACCACCGUUUUAACCGGAAACGAAUGAUAAUCAUAUGAACAGCUAGAGAUCUAAAACUAAUUUUCGACAAUGGAUUACGAACCACGGGGGCCGAUGAAAACUCUUGGAGUGUCACCGUAUCCAGUUUAUGCAGCCGUAUGGGCGCUUGGUUCAACUGCGCUUACAAUUAUUGGUGGCUAUUACCUCUUGACAGGCCAAGGAAGUCGGUUCGACAUAGGAUGGUUGCUGGGCAGUAUCUCACCCUACAUGUGGGCCUGUAUGGGCAUUGGUUUGGCCAUCUCUUUGUCAGUUGUUGGAGCAGCAUGGGGCAUUUUCACAACUGGAUCAAGCAUUUUAGGCGGUGGUGUUAAGGCUCCAAGAAUUAAAACCAAGAACUUGAUUAGCAUCAUCUUUUGCGAAGCAGUGGCCAUUUAUGGAAUCAUCAUGGCCAUUGUUAUAACAAAUAAUGUUGGUAGUUUUAACAAUGAUACAGAUUCACUUGAGGCUCUGAAGAACUCGUAUGCAGCAGGUUACAAGAUGUUCGCGGCUGGACUGACUGUGGGCAUCUGUAAUAUUGCCUGUGGAAUCUGCGUCGGCAUCGUUGGCUCUGGUGCUGCCCUGGCCGAUGCACAAAGCUCGUCUCUCUUCGUUAAGAUCCUGAUCAUUGAGAUCUUUGGUAGCGCAAUUGGACUAUUUGGUGUCAUUGUUGCCAUUUUACAGAUUGCAGGUUCGAAGAUUGGAUCAGACUAAAGGUGGAGAUCAGAUUGUCGUCUGGGUUUCUAUGGAUAGACUAGGGAUCAAACCAUUUUGACAACAGAGGAGGUGUACACUUGUGGACAGCAUGCAUGUUACCUUGAUUCAUGACUAGAUGUUCAAAACAAAGCCAUGUUGUCAAUUAAGAUUAUCAGUGUUUGUGAUAUUGUUUUCUUGUUUGUAUGUACAUAAUCCCUGUCUGUUAAACAUGAAAUAAUAUUGGUGAAAUUAUCUUGUUUGCCAGGAACAGCAACUAUUUUAAACUUAAUAUUGUUAAAAUGUUUGUUAUAUGAUAUCUUCAGGGAUAAAAAAAGUACAGAAUAAAUCUUCAUCCAAUCCAUUAUGUUACGCGUUUUUAACAUUCCAAAACAAAAUAUAUUUGUUAGUUGGGAUUAAAUGUAUUCAUGACAUUCUCAACUGUUCAGUUACUUGCAUUUAGGCUAUUUUCUUGUAUUAUAUGUUAAUCCAGAGCUGUUGUGCAUGGUUGUCAUGUGGUUUUUGUAAAUAACAAAAGACUAUAAUCUUGUUUGGUAUGAGAUAAUGGUUUAAGAUUAUUGUAUAUAAUUUUAUAUUUAUUCGUGAAAACGAAAACUUAUACAAGUAUGAUAUAAAUGAAUUUUGAACAGCUUUUUUGAAUCCCAUAUGAGUUUCUUGGUCAGCAAUAGAUAUUGUCACUAUUAUGUCCAUAUUACUCAUUUGGUGUUACAAAGUAUUCAUAUAAUAGCAGUAUUCGACAAUAUGCCAGACUUUCAAAAUAUUACACACUUAACAAAAAAAUAAAAGGAAUAUCUUCUAUAGAUUAAUAUAUUAAACAUUUUUUUGUACAAUUAAGAUACUUUUUGUGAGACACAUGUAUAUUUGUAUAUCAGUGGUUUUGUUCUAGUAUAAUUUAAGUGGUAAAAUACGUCAUGCAUCAAAUUACCUGUGACAUUUGAAAUUAUAAUGUAUUUGAAGUUUAACAUUUUGUUUUUGUUGUCUGUUAUUUCAGUUUUAACCUGUGUUUGUCAUUUGAAACUUAAAUUGAUAAGAUUUGUGUUAUUUUGAAAUAAUGUUUCUUAGAACAAACACCCACAUAUUGACUUGUAUAAUUGUUGUUCAGUUUUAAAUGCAUUUGCAUUUAUAUUAGUCAUUGUAAUAAAUCAAGAAUUUGUA
Molecule: messenger RNA, 1915 nt
Organism: Dreissena polymorpha
Lineage: Eukaryota; Metazoa; Mollusca; Bivalvia; Myida; Dreissenidae
Product: V-type proton ATPase 21 kDa proteolipid subunit c''-like
Exons: 7
Coding region: 101-760 (219 amino acids)
Biological process (GO): proton transmembrane transport
Cellular component (GO): proton-transporting V-type ATPase, V0 domain
Molecular function (GO): proton-transporting ATPase activity, rotational mechanism
Source: RefSeq, a predicted model, not a curated record